Molecule: messenger RNA, 834 nt
Organism: Chanos chanos (milkfish)
Lineage: Eukaryota; Metazoa; Chordata; Actinopteri; Gonorynchiformes; Chanidae
Gene: pax4
Product: paired box 4
Exons: 9
Coding region: 1-834 (277 amino acids)
Biological process (GO): anatomical structure development; regulation of transcription by RNA polymerase II
Molecular function (GO): RNA polymerase II cis-regulatory region sequence-specific DNA binding; DNA-binding transcription factor activity, RNA polymerase II-specific
Source: RefSeq, a predicted model, not a curated record
AUGGGGCAUCAGUGGUCCAGUAGAUCCUAUCAAGGAACAAUUUUUCGAAGUAGAUUUAUUCUUAAUACACCACUUGGGCGAGGAUGUUUAAACCAACUCGGAGGAGUAUAUUUGAAUGGCCGCCCUCUCCCUGCAAAUAAAAGGAAAGUUAUGAUUGAGUUGGCAUCAGAGGGUGUGAGACCAUGCGAGAUCUCCAGAAUUCUGAAGGUUUCUAAUGGCUGCGUCAGUAAGAUCCUGGGUCGGUACCAGAAGACUGGGCUCCUUGGUCCCAAAGCAGUAGGUGGGAGCAGACCACGCCUCCUCACCACAGAUGUUAUCGCCUGUAUAACCAAAUACAAGCAAAGAAACCCCACGAUGUUCGCCUGGGAAAUUCGGGAAAAGCUGUUGGCAGACGGAGUGUGUAGCAUUGAGAAAAUACCCAGUGUGUCCUCCAUUAACCGUACUCUGAAGAAGUUCCAGUAUAACCACGGCAUGGAAGGACUGACAGGUUCAUGGGAAAGCCACAACAGUGCAGAGAAAGUAUGGGAAAUAAUGAUUGGGGAACGGCAGGAAAAGAGGUUGAAUAAUGUGGAACAGACAGAUCUAAGACAACCAGGGAUUCAUCAGGGCAACUCCCAAAACCGUAACAGAACAACAUUCAGUCCAGAACAAUGUGAAGUGUUAGAGCAAGAAUUUCUCAAAGGGCAAUAUCCAGACCUUUUAACACGGGAAAAAAUUGCUACAGAGACCAGUCUACCAGAGGACACUGUAAAGGUGUGGUUCUCCAACAGAAGAGCAAAGCUAAGACGAGAAAUCAAUGCCAAACACGAUGUCCGUGAAUCAAAAGACAAAUAA